GCGCCUCACUGUAAGGCUAGUCAAAUUAACUGCCAUCCACUCACGAGGGAAGUCGCACAUUCGUCUUGAGGUGCACAAAACCAACCAUGAAUGAAUCGGAGGUCAUCAAAUUGGACAAUGCAACCUUUGCCAUGUUUGACAACAGACUGGCCAGUGACAUUGUGUCAGGCAUCUAUGUGAUCGUGGCAUUGUUCAGUCUGACGGGGAACAGCAUCUCUCUGUUUCUACUAUUGAUGCGCACCUCUCCAAAAACCCCAACUAUCAUCUUCAUGAUCAACCUGACCCUCACUGACCUGAUGCUGGGCUUUGUUCUCCCCUUUCAGAUCGUCUACCAAAUGCAAGGCUACAACUGGACCUUAGGAACGGGCAUGUGCAAUGUCCUGACUGUGACCUUCUACACCAACAUGUACUGCUCCAUUUUAUCCAUGACCGCUAUUAGUGUCGACCGCUACCUGGGGAUUGUGAAACCCAUGCGCUUCAGGGAGAUGAGGAAGAGGAAGAGGUUUGCAGUCAUCGCCUGUAUAUUAAUGUGGCUGCUGGUGCUUGUGAUUCUGAGCCCACUGGAAAGAUCCGACUUGACGUAUUAUGUUAAAGAGCGUGGAAUAAUCACAUGCUUUGAUGUGCUCAGGUCAAAAAUGCUCCCGAGCAUUGCUCAUUGGACGGGUUUUCUAUUUGGCAUGUUCAUCCUCCUCUUCCUCGUCCCGUUCAUCAUUACGGUGUAUUGCUACGUCAACAUCAUCUGGGUUCUGGUUAGAAGAACCAACAGUGACCAGAAAGGCCGCGCUGUGCGUCUGGCGUGCAUCGUACUGUUUGUGUUCACGUUUUGUUUCGCUCCCAAUAACAUCUUACUGCUGGCUCACACAGUCGCAAGACUGUACUAUGGUAAAUCGCUCUACAUCUACUAUAAGCUCUCGCUCUCUCUGAGCUGCAUCAAUAGCUGCGCAGAUCCGUUCAUUUAUUAUUUCGCAUCUAAAGAGUUUCGUCGGAAGCUACGCCAAAUGCUGCGUUUACAGACUCUCAGCACAGCGGAAACCCAAAUGAUCGAGGGCCAUAGAGAAAGCUUUUUCUCUGGACGCACAACAUGCAAUGCACAUGAAGACUGUGACAAUAUGUAACCUUGUCUUAUUCUUAUUUAUAUUUGUUUUGGACUGGUUAUUUUGGAAGAAAGAAGGGUCGAAAAAUGUAGUUGUACUUUUUGUUUAAAAGCAAUCCACAGAAGUAGGUUUAUGCACUUGUAAUAACCCAUUUAAUUCAGUGAAUGUCCACUUCCCAUAUUUCGGAUGUUGUUGUGUUUUAGCAGUUUAUCAUUUGUUUUGUGUUGAUUUCCUGGCUGAGCAGCUGAUGAAAAGCACACUGCUCACAUGCAUUCAAGUUGCGUGACUUUUUUUUUUUCUUGGUAUCAGGCAUCAAAGUUCCUCUUAACGAAAUGUUCAUGUAUUUUAGGCUUUGCUGAGUGGUUAAACUUAUGCUAUUAGCUGUCAUACCAGCUGUUGAUACUUGAUAUUGUGUAUAUAUUCUGUUAUCAAUAAUUGAAAAUGUAUUUGUUUCAUUACUUGAGCCAAGCUGUUUUUACAUUUAUGUUACUUAAGCUGUUCAUAAUGUCCCUGCAUUAUAACGUUGUAUUGCAGUAAUGCAUACUGUUUUUUAGUUGUUUAUAUUUCU
This is a messenger RNA of Danio aesculapii, 1662 nucleotides long. RefSeq names its product P2Y receptor family member 8 (gene p2ry8). The transcript has 2 exons. Lineage: Eukaryota; Metazoa; Chordata; Actinopteri; Cypriniformes; Danionidae. The coding region runs from base 87 to 1115 and encodes 342 amino acids. Gene Ontology annotation, cellular component: membrane. Gene Ontology annotation, molecular function: G protein-coupled purinergic nucleotide receptor activity. Gene Ontology annotation, biological process: phospholipase C-activating G protein-coupled receptor signaling pathway; positive regulation of Rho protein signal transduction. The record is from RefSeq and is a predicted model, not a curated record.